UCCUUAACCACCAUCUCCUUUGCUCGUUACAUGUCGAAACUCGCCCAAGAUGCUGCAGCCUUUAAAUCUGUCCUUCAACGACAGGAUUACACAUCAUGGCACUCUCAACCUCCACCGAUAGAGAAAGCGUCAGAUGAGAUCGCUCCUCCGGGUUCAAAGAAGAAACGACCAAAAUCCAACAUUGUGUAUUCUCAGCCUGCAGAUACAGGAACAGGUACCAAUGUGAAUACACAACUGGUAUACGCCGUCAACCAUCUGAAAUCGACGCACAAUCCAAUGCGUUUGCAAGACCUGGCCAUUUUGACUAGCACACCAUUGGAUACCGAUCAUGUAUUACUGGAGAAAUUCAAAACACACGAUCGUGUCGUAUGGGACCCAAAGACCGACCUUUAUUCCUAUAAGCAUGAGUUUAAUUUCCGGAACAAAGCCGCCCUCUUGACUGAAAUCCAACGGCAAACUCGUAGAGGUGGUGGCAUUCCUGUCAGAGCCUUAAAGGAAUCAUGGAAAGAAGCACCUGCCGCCAUCGAAGAGCUCGAGGCGGAGGGAGAGGUCUUAGUCACACGGACGACGAAAGACGGGCAAUUGAAGAUGGUCUUUUGGAACGAAGUCAAGCCCACUGAAGAAAGUGGGGGUAUGCUCGUCGAGCAAGAGUUUCUGGACCUUUGGCAUGAGCUCAAGGUGCCGAAUGAUGUGGACCUAUUGAAGCAAUUGAGUUCUGAGGGCUUGCAGGCGACAACUGCUGCUGCCGGCCCAGCUCCGAAAGGCCCUGCAACGAAGAAGAAGGGCAAGAAAGGCACUGCCACGCGCACUCGUCAAGUCCGCAUCACGAAUACACAUCUGAAAGGAGAUAUAGAUUUGUCGAAGGAUUAUGUGCCUAUAAAACCAUAGCGAAUACCUCUGAACGCGCUUCCAAGCACCUCAUCCCUUCUUGUAUAUAUUAUAUCACACAAUUUAAUGGAUAUCAUUCCUUCGAAGGGAACAACUCGUGAUAAAUUGUACAACCAUUUU
Molecule: messenger RNA, 1008 nt
Organism: Lentinula edodes (shiitake mushroom)
Lineage: Eukaryota; Fungi; Basidiomycota; Agaricomycetes; Agaricales; Omphalotaceae
Product: transcription initiation factor IIE subunit beta
Exons: 6
Coding region: 31-888 (285 amino acids)
Biological process (GO): transcription initiation at RNA polymerase II promoter
Cellular component (GO): transcription factor TFIIE complex
Source: RefSeq, a predicted model, not a curated record